AUGUCGGACAUCAAUCUCGGAGGCGGCGAGACCGUCGCCCCACCCCCCCGCGGUGUGGGGGGUGCUGGCGGAGCUGUGGGUGCUGGCGGUCCUGUUAGUGCCGGUACUGGCGGUGCUGGUGCUGGUUCUAGCUGUCUUGGUGCCGCUGAUGCGGGUGCGAACGCGUCUGGUGGUGGGGCGAACCCGCAGGACCUAGUACUAGCCUCUUUCGGCCGCGAACUCUACAGGAGUUUCCAGGCGGGGGCAUCGGAUUCCCAAAAGAAGUCGUUCAGUUCAUACAAGGUCACAACGUCUCACUCUCGUCCCAGUUUGGUUGCGGCCUACGCGGACUCGCCGGUCACAGUCUCGUCAGAGCUGUUUGACAUCGCGUCCAACGCGGCGACCAGAAGCGAUACCAUUGAGUCUGUUCACACCUGGAGCCAGCAUCAAGUCUCGGCAUCGUUUGCGGAUCGACGUUCUUAGACCACCCACCCAUUCGUCCCAGCCACGAAUUCAACUCGGAUGCCUGCACUCGUUCCUCGUCGGGAGCCUUGUUUCACAAAUUUUCCAAUCGCCAGUGAGUUUAUUCGCAAUCCGCGCACCUUUGAUACGGCCAUGUUCGGCUUUACUUCCAUCACACAGCCAUGUUCGACUCUACUUCUAUUGUACGGCUACGUUCGGCUCUAUUUCAUAUGGCCACAUUCGGCUUUAUUUCGUAUGGCCAUGUUCGGCUUUAUUUUGUUUGGCCACGUUCGGCUAUACUUCUUAUGGCCAUGUUCGGCUUUAUUUCAUAUGGCCACAUUCGGCUUUAUUUCGUAUGGCCAUGUUCGGCUGUACUCCCUAUGGCCAUGUUCGGCUUUACUUCCGUCACACAGCCAUGUUCGGCUCUACUUCUAUCGUACAGCCAUAUUGGCUGUACCUCUAUCAUUUGGCCAUAUUGGCUUGACCUCUAUCGUCUGGCCAUGUUGGCUUUACUUCUAUCAUACGGCCGGAUCCGUCCUCGAAUGUGGUCGCUUUCUCAAAGCCCCUCUUUGGCCCCGUAUUUUUCGGUGCCUACGUUUUCCACGCAUCCAGUGUCACCCGCCCAGUUCUUAGCUGGGUAUUCCACACAGACACUUCUUUUUUGACCUAUCUACUACAGACCCUUCUCAACGGGACACUAGUUUCCUGUUCAUGCCUCUUCCGAGUCAGCGAGAGCCCCUAGGUCGGGGUUGGAUAAGCUCUCCGCUCUCCGUUCCAUCACAGUUUACGUGCGGCGUUGACCGAUGUCGUUGCGCCCCUCAACGUUAAUCGAUGGCAAUCGGCCAUGAAUCGCCUUCGCGUAUACUGUGGCAACACUUCUUUCGAGCAAGUCGCUUUGAUUCCGACCCAGAUCCGCGCGGGUUUCGACUUCGGCCUCCGUCACCUUCCCAGGGAACCUUUUGCUCCGAGCAAGCACGUUUCGGACGAUGAUGACGCAUUUCGUGAGGUAACGGCUAGCGAAAUUCCCCGUUUCUCCAUGCAAGGGUCGCAUCGCGGAGCUUUUUGA
Molecule: messenger RNA, 1507 nt
Organism: Microbotryum saponariae
Lineage: Eukaryota; Fungi; Basidiomycota; Microbotryomycetes; Microbotryales; Microbotryaceae
Source: the annotation of a GenBank genome assembly